This is a messenger RNA of Orbicella faveolata, 6639 nucleotides long. RefSeq names its product transmembrane protein 163a-like. Lineage: Eukaryota; Metazoa; Cnidaria; Anthozoa; Scleractinia; Merulinidae. The record is from RefSeq and is a predicted model, not a curated record. Gene Ontology annotation, cellular component: membrane.
CUUUCAACGCAGGUAUAUUACAAAAUUUUUAAAAUGUGCUCUUUUAGAGAGCAUUGUAAAUGAUUAAUGUUUUUUUUGAUGCCGCCGUUGUGUUUAGAUGUGGAUCACUAGUUCCUUUUGAGGUUGAACGACUCUCUACGAACUGUGAUUGUAUUCUUGUGGUACAAAUCUGUAAUGACUGAUUGUCAAACGAAGUCAGUUGAGCGUUAGUUCGUUUAUGUUUUAUUGAAUCAUUAUUCAAAACUCAAACCAAGGUUGAUCUUUUUGUGGUCGUUGUAAACGGAAAUUAAGCCGAAAUUCCAGAUCAAGUAUGACUGAAGCAAGCGACCUUACAGAAAUCACUGAAUCUUGGAAAUUCAAGUUUUCCACUACGAAGGGAUCGCGUUUUCUGAGUUAAACCGUUGCGCGCUUGGAAUCGCAAAAAAUUUUAAAAUGAAGAUCUCAACAACAACAAAAAAAAACAGUUUGAUUUCUCUUUCCAUAGAACAUCUUUCAACCGAGAUCCAUCAAGUAAAAGGGAUUCGUCUUUUAGACAACAUUUUAAAUACCUGAUAACGUUUGAAAGCAUGAUUAAUCUAAGGGGUAAGACCAAAAAGGCUGCAAUGAAGAUUGAACAUAACUAAUUUACUUGUCUCUACGUCGAGUACAAUUCAUUGUUUGUUUUUUUCAAAAAGCGAAUAAAUGCAAAAUUUAUUAUUUGGCCAAAUCUGGGAGUAAUGAUGUCCUCAGUAUGAUUCACUUGAUUCGUCGUACUCCGCGAUUUGCGAGUCACUGUGGACGGAAUACACUGAUUUCCAACAACUGACAGCCCAAGGUCAUUUAAAACUGAAGAUAGCCGUCACAAAAGCACACUUUAACCGUCAGAUUAAAUACCUUUUGGAUCUGAAGAAAAAUAAAAUGUAUAGAUUAAAGGGAAACGAGUGGAGGAAUAGCAAAACUGCCAUUGAAAAAAUAAAUAAUGUUGGUGCGUUAUUCUACAGCUUUUAAAAUUUCCAGAACGACUGGAAGGGUCUGUCAUGAGGGCAGUUGUUUUGAAUAGUUUUUAUUAUUCGGUUUUUGCUAUUUAAUUUUCGCAUUUUAUUACGCUUUCUGGUGGCAAAAAUAUGCAAUUACUCUCCCCACCCGUUAAGAUCGCUCGUUUAUCCAUCAUUUAAAAAACACUUUACAACUGUAAAAUCUUUUUUGUUCACUCGAAUGUCCUGAUGAAAAAUUACUGUUUUCUUAUCAAAGAAAACAAUAGUGCCAGUAAAAAGCGUUAAAAAAUCGAAGACAAGGGAAAAAUACUGAAACAGUAAACGUAGAAUUUAAGUAUUGUCUAUGUUUUCGCUCUCUGUUCAAUAUUUAUUCGCUAUUUCGUCUCUAGCAGUGUUGUUAAGGCAACUAGAUAUCACAGGAAAUAUGUUGUUGGCACAGUUGGUGGUUGAUAUCUCCACGAACUGGUGAUAUUAUUUUUCUUGUUAUGAUUAAACUGCUUUAGCUGAGAAACGCAUUAUUCUGAAAAGUAGCGCUUUUUGAGAUUAUACCGUCUAACUUCCUUUAGGAGAGAUAAAAGGUUAUUUCCAUAAGAGUUCUCUCAUGUAUCUUCCGUUUUCAUGAUGAAGAAGAUACUAAUUAAACUCUGAACACCAUUAGCAAGACAUAGAAAUUGGUUUAAAUGAUUUUUGUCUGCUACGGCUGUUAGUUAUCCCCUGGGAAGCUAAAAUGUGUUUGGAGAAACAAGGUUGGUAAGUACUGGAUCGUGUUGCCGAAUCGGAUACAAAUUUCCCUUCUUAAUUUCAUCCGAAAAAUAAGCUAUCAAUAAAAUCCAAGAUCAUCCGCCAGAUUGUUGUGGCAGAAGGGACGCGUGUAACAAGCAUAUUAAUUUACUAAUCGUAAUUUACUUUGACACCCACCGACUUCUGCUAAAAUAUCGCAAAACAACAUGGCGAACUCCGCCAUAUUGUUUAACAAUUGAGGAGGGCUGGUAAUCAUUCUCGUCCCCAAGCCACGCGAUAACCUCGAGUAAGGAAAUCCCGAUUAUUCUGCGCUUGCGUAAUCGUUAAGCUUAUGCUCUGAUGUGUUCACUUGCUAUACUUGUGCUUAUGCCUAUGCGCCUGUGAAAACCAGCCUUGAGGGAAAAGCUUUCCGCUUAGAAAAUUAUUACGAAGACGGUGUUUAAUUUACUUGCAUUUACUGAAAUUAAAAGUUUCAUUUUUAUUCCCCAAGUUUCUUUUAACCUGAGCUCAAUUCUUGAGUGAUAAUUGAAAUAAAAUUCAAAUGCUGAUAUAUAUUAAAAAAAAGAACAAUUUGCAAUUAUCUUUAGUACCACCAGGUUUAACGUAUUUUUUUCUUUUUUACGUCUUUUUACGUUUCUACGGUGACGAAUGUUCAAAGCAGGCAAAAUAUGAAAACGUUUUUAAGUUACGUAAAGCUUUUAUCGGCUUGAUACAAUCAGACAGACCCUUUCCAUAAAUCGCAGCACGUGCAUGACAUUUGGCAAUAUUGCCUGCACAUCAGGUCUUCAUGGGGAGUAUUGCCUGAUUUGAAUAAAUAUCCUAUAUUGGCCAGGCUUUUAGACCUACACGAUGUGUUAUCACAGAGUGUGGUAGAAAUUCAAUUUACUUUUCUUGAAGUUUGAGGCAUAAAGAUUGUUUGAUGUAGACUGCAAUGUUGAAUUUAAAGCACCGAAUGUUUCUAUUAUUGAUUCCCAACAAAAAACCGCCUUUUAGGCGGUAGCUGUCGACGUCCUGGCAACUAUGAGGCAAUUUUGUCUAUUAUUUGUUAUAAUUUUGUUUCUUCUGACCCCAGCGUUUAUCGAGAUAUAAAGGACAAUAUAACAAACAAACAACUUAGAUAGCUUUCCGUCCCUGAAAUGAUCUAAAUGGCAUCUGCACUCCUCUGUCCAUUGUAUUUAGAAUGCUAUUAGCAGAAGCAAUAGUGCUAAUGGACGAAGCUGCCUAAAGGGCUUGAAUAUCCAAAUACAUUAGCCUACAGCAUUGUUAUCCCUGCUAAAAUUUGCAUUUCAAAGGGGAGAAUCGCGCGUAAUUAAACGGACUUCCCAAAACAAAAACAUAGUUUUGAAUUAAUGCGAAUAAAUGUAUGAAAAAGCUCCGUGUGGCUCCCGCGAAAUUAGGGAAUUUAUUAGAGAAUUUAUCAUUUAUUGAUGAUGGUCCACGUUUUAAUUCGUGUGUUUCCACCUGUUUGGAUUGAAACUUAAAACCACGGGUUGAAAGGACAGUCUGUUUUUUAAAAAAUAAUCGGGAAUUGGAAAACGUUAUGAGUACAACUCACCAUAAUCAUGUUUAUGGAUCUGUCAGAUAUAGCCUCGUCCAUUUAAACGAAGAAACUAAAAUGCGUUCGGUGCUUGAAAGCGGUUUGAAGCUAGCGGUGUAGUCACGCUUGGGAAUUGAAAAAUAACAAACAUCGUUGAGCAUGCUUCAAAGCAACACGGCGCUUGACGAGGAGUGCGACAUUCAAUUUCACAAUGUAUCUCGGCUUUUUGAUUUGGAGCGACAGAGGAGAGCUAAUCGCUGUGCCGAGCAAGAUGGGAUGUUCCGUGAACUGGAUAAAGUUAACACCGACAUUUCUGGAGCCUGGCUGAGGGCAGCCUUACUGGUGUCCUACGUAUCAAUAGCGAUAACUUUGAUCCUAGGAAGUCUAUAUUUUGUUUUCUCCGCCCUUGACGGGAGCCCAGCAGCUUUUGGUUUUGCGUUUGCAGCAAUAUUAGACGCUUGCUCCUCAGCUGUUGUGGUGUGGAGAUUCUCGGGCAUAGCAGGACAAAAAUAUUCAUUCGAAAGAGAAAGAAAGGCUUGCAUCAUUAUUGGUGUAUGUUUUGUCCUGUCUGGUAGCGCUAUUGUAUCAAAAGCUGUCUAUAUGCUGGUCAUUGACAACGAACCAAAAAGGAGUACAGCUUUGUUGAUCACCACAUUUGCUACUUUUGGUUGUAUGGUACUGCUAGCGUGGUUCAAAUACCUUAUUGCCUACAAAGUGGACAGCAGGGCUCUAAGAACAGACGCCUUCAACUCGACAGCAGAAGCGGUGAUGGCGUUUGUUAUGGCUAUGAGUGACCUCAUUUACGAUCAGAAUCCCAACAUUUGGUUCUUGGACGCUUCUGCUGCCAUUUUUAUCGCCUUUGUUCUGAUUGUUUAUGGCGUCAGGACAAUUGUAGAACUCCUGCUCACCAAAGGACUGGCUCCUAUCCCAAACAAGUAACGAACCUUUCUCAGACGGUAUUCGUAGAAAACGCUUAAAUCUCAUGGCAAGGGAGGAUGAGAGUGCACACAGAGUUAACAAAACAUGCAGUGCUUGGGCGAAUACUCUCGUCAAUUCUGGAGAGAAUUGCGCCGGCUUAACCUGUGUUCAGCGGGCUUUUGUGAGAGCGUGUGACCAAGAGCAAGCGGCCAAAUAAGAGCGAAAGUUUGGAUAUUCGGUUACAGAGCUGUCAUCCUAGUUUAGAGGCUUAGAAAAACAACGCUUCCCUCUCUUCGGGCUAAGUCUCCCUCUAUAAGUGAAUAAAUUAACGGUGCCGACCAAGAUAUCGAACAGAUUAAAAUAGAGAACGACCAAAAAGAGAAAUAAAAAAGGCCAUUUCUGAGUUACCUUGUACCUCUGUUUCAAAACCAGUCCUUGUGAAAAACCUUUCAUAUGAAAACAAACCUGCAGGGGAAUGAUCGAAACACAUUAACUAUUUUUUAUUUAUUUUUUUAAGAGUUAGGUGAAAUUGAAUAAAUAAAAACAUUAUGAUAUGAAUGGUUUCGCACGAAGACUUACUUGCCUUGACACAGAGGCAAAAGGCUACUCAGAAGCUUAAGUGGCCUAUUUGAGUGAAAAAGUAAAAGGUUAUUUAAACUUGUGUUAACGAGAAGGGAAGGGAACUUAAAUGUUAAUUUUUUAACAUUUUUUCAUUGGUCAGUGGCAUUUAAAGCAAGAUUGACUUUGUCAUUCCUAAGACUAGACUGAUAAAAAUCUAACUCUCCUUACAACUUCAACGCACUCCUCAGUAGACAAGUUAUGUAAAUAAUGAUAAUCAUCAAUUGCGGGAUAUUUUAUUGAUGUAACAUCAAAUUCUCACAACUAAAAUUAAAAGAAAUGCUUUUGAUCAGUUUCUUAACAGAGAGAAAUUUACGCCCCGCCACACUACGCCGGCGGAAUUAAAAAAGGGGCUUUAUUUACCGUCCACAAUAAUAAAAUGGAGAUUUUCUGUACGCUCUUCAAACCGGAGGAAUCUGAAAACGCCGGUUUUUUGUGCGCGUGUAUUUAGAAAACAUUUUGAAAACGGAGUUUUUUGAAAGCGAUGACCUCACGAUAAUCAUAUGAUUUCCCCGCCAGGGUUUUUGUCAAACACAAACCCAAAAUGACCGGUGAUUGUUACGUUUUUAAAUAUCUCCGGAGUAGUGUGGACGGACCUUACUGAGAAUCAACCAUUGCAUUUCUUACUUUUUAUAUGAAAAUUCCAAGAGAUAUUUUAAUAUUUAACUUAGUGAAGAAAAAUGUAAAAUAUAAUAGUUGAAACUAAACAAUAUCCAACAGAGGUUAGUAUUAGCUUAUUAUAAGAAUUAAUAUUAAUAAUAUUAACUUAAAUGUUAGUGUAAAAAUUAUAUCUAAACAGUUAAACGUUAAAGUUAUUGAUACACAUUUUGAAAGGAAACAUGUUUUAACGAUCUAAUAAUAUUGCUGAGUUAAAAAGUUUGAGUUUUAAUGCAGAGGGUCAAAAUGAGUGUGUACUUUAUGUUUAAAUAAAAUAGCUGUUCUUACAAGUGGUAAAAUAUAUUCAUCUUGAGCCUAGAGAAAGCUUCUAUCAUCGGGUAACGCUGCAAGUUACAGGUUUUUACAUCUUUUAAAUGUAAAGACAAAGUUAAUAACAAAAAUAAAAUUGAAACUCAAACAUGGUAUCUCUUAAUCUUUGCUUUUUGUUAUCAAUAAUGUUAAAAGAACAAGGGGUCGAACAAGGACGGUUUCCAUUUGAACGUUGAAGACACUGGAAAUGUGUUUGGCAGGUUUUGCUUGUUUUUGUUAGCAGUUGUUAAACACGAAGCUGAUUGGGACUGGAAAUGAAGGCCUGGGAAAGAGCCAUACAGGAACUAGGCAAUGAAAGAGUCAAAGUUCAGAACGUAUCGUCCUCACUUCAACCCAAGAAAUAGAGUUUAAAAUACAUGAAAAUUUUUCAUUAUUUACACACCUUAAAAUACCUUGAACCGUGUUUUUGUUGAGUCAGAAAUCCUGUAAAUGGUCUAACAGUCUACUUGGAAAACAUGCUAUCCUCUGUCUUUCUAUAAUCUUUCUGUUUAUAACAACCUGGCAAUGGAGAUCAUGUUUUCCCCUAUUUCUAGUCUUGGAAUAGUUUCCGUGCAGUCUAAACACUUUACGAAAUCAUUGAAUUCCUUUUAUGCCUCAACGUAAUUUAUGUGAUAUGUGCCUUUCAUACAUUCGCUAUAUAUUUAUGUGUUAUAUCCAUUGGACAUCUAAAUAGUUGUUUAAUCGUUUUUUCACUAUCUAUCAUAAUGGUUGCCUACAAAGCACCGCGGGUAACUCAAAACAGAAACAUUCCCAAUUGAGCAAAAUUGAAUCUUGCAGUUCUCGUAAGCUAAGGUCUCGCAUGAAUAGCUUGAAACCCUUUGAGAGAACAAUAGAACAAACAACAGAAACAAUGCCCGCUAGCCC